Messenger RNA from Onychostoma macrolepis, 2169 nucleotides. RefSeq names its product probable polypeptide N-acetylgalactosaminyltransferase 8. The transcript has 11 exons. The record is from RefSeq and is a predicted model, not a curated record. Gene Ontology annotation, cellular component: Golgi apparatus. Bases 1 to 1782 code for a protein of 593 amino acids. Lineage: Eukaryota; Metazoa; Chordata; Actinopteri; Cypriniformes; Cyprinidae.
AUGAGAAUAAGCUGUGUGAAGACUUUGUUUCCAGUCUUGUCUGUUGCUGUGUUGUUUCUCUAUAUGAGCUUGAUGAGGAAGGAUAUUCAUACUCAAGAGAAGCAGCUCCACCAAGUCCAGCAGAACUUCUCGUUACACAGUGCACUUAUCCUCAACAAGCUGGACAAACUGGACGCUCAUUUAAAUGCAGUGGAAGAGAGAAGCCUCAAAAUGAGACACGAGAAGCCAGCAAAGAAGCUGUUCCCAAACUCAAAUCUCUUCAAGCAAUGGACUGUUGAACUUUCUGAGGAUGACCAGAGGAAGGCUGAGGAUCUCUUUCAGAAAUACGGCUAUAAUGCCUUCCUCAGUGACCAGUUGCCUCUGGACCGGGAGCUGCCGGACACUCGAGACCACAGAUGCAUUGGCCGUGAAUACCCCAAAAAUCUGCCCACCCUCAGUGUGGUGCUGAUUUAUCUGGAUGAGGCUCUCUCUGUCAUUCAAAGAGCCAUUUGCAGCAUCAUCAACAGAACUCCAGCCCACCUGCUCAAAGACAUCAUACUGGUGGACGACCACAGCACAAAUGAAGAUCUGAAAACACAGCUACAUGUUUAUGUCAGCUCCAUCAAUGAGAAGCACCCAGGCCUGGUGAAGACGGUGACCCAUUCAGAGCAGAAAGGUCUUUCCCAGGCCAGAAUCUCAGGGUGGAAGGCUGCCUCUGGGGAUGUGGUUGCCAUUUUGGACGCUCACAUUGAGGUCCAUGUCAAAUGGGCGGAGCCUCUGCUUGCACGUAUCCAGGCUGACCGUACGCUGGUCCUGAGCCCCGUGUUUGAUAAAGUCAAUUACCAUGACUUGCAAGUGACAAACUAUUUCGCCUCUGCUCAUGGUUUUGACUGGGCUCUCUGGUGCACGUACGUGGCAUUCCCACAGAAGUGGUAUGAUCAAAACGAUCCUUCACAGCCAGGAAAGAGUCCGUCUGUCAUGGGAAUACUCGUGGUUGAUCGUCUGUUCUUUGGUGAGAUUGGGACUCUGGAUGGAGGGAUGGAGGUGUACGGAGGAGAGAAUGUUGAAUUAGGAAUACGGGUGUGGCUGUGUGGAGGAAGUAUAGAGAUUGUACCCUGCUCUAAAAUUGCUCACAUCGAGAGGGCACACAAACCAUAUGCAACUGAUCUUAGCAAUGUCAUGAAGAGAAAUGCCCUGAGAGUGGCAGAAGUUUGGAUGGACGAAUACAAGGAAAAUGUGAACAUUGCCUGGGGUCUUCCUAUACAGAACCAUGGGAUAGACAUUGGCGAUGUAUCGGAGAGAAAGAAACUGAGAGAGAGGCUGAAAUGCAAGCCAUUUAAAUGGUAUCUGGAAAAUGUCUAUCCUGAGUUAAAUCUCAUUAAUUUAUUAGCUUAUGGAGUGCUGAUUAAUGAUCUGCAAACAAGUUUAUGUUUGGAUAAGGGGCCACUUGAGGAGAACAAUCCCAUUUUAUAUCCAUGUCAUUUCAUGGAAUCACAGAUAUUUUACUAUACAGCAAGUGGUGAGAUAUUUGUGCAUCCCCUUCAGUCUUUUAAAAAUGAUCGGAGCCGCUGUCUAACUGAUCCCGGCUCAGGCAGGUUUCCAGAGCUGUCCUGGUGUUCAGACACUGAAAAACCAAAACACAUGUACUGGAACUUCAAACAGGGACAGGCCAUACAGAACAGAGAAACCAAACGCUGUCUGGAGAUCAGCACUGACCAGACAGGAAAAUAUGAAAAGAAUGUUUUUCUUCAGGACUGCAGAAACCAACACUGGAAGAUACAGAAUGUAAUUCAGGACGUAUGAAAUGCAAGAUAUAAUCAAUCUAUAUAAACACAGAUAACAUGCUGGAGUGUUAGUGGUAAAAAUGCGAAUGCAGCUAUGAACUCAAAGAGACUGUGUGAAAAAUGUUCAUGUUUCAUACUAAUCUACCCUAUUCCUAAUAGCCAGCUAUAGGACAUGUUGUCACAGAAUGCCAAUGUUUAUGAAAAGAAUAAUUCAUCCAAAAAUUACAAUUCUCUCAUCAUUUAUUUAGCAGAAUAUCCAGACUGUUGUUUUCCAUACAGCAAAAGUGAAUUCGGUUAAAAUAUUGACUUCCGUCAUAUAGCACUCCUGGAGCAUUUCAAAUCCUUGUGGAGUUUUAUGUUUUUUCAUGUAACUACACUCUCAGAAAUAAAGGUACAAACGCUGUCA